Lotus japonicus is the source of this 3060-nucleotide messenger RNA. RefSeq names its product probable acyl-CoA dehydrogenase IBR3. Gene Ontology annotation, biological process: protein phosphorylation. Gene Ontology annotation, molecular function: oxidoreductase activity, acting on the CH-CH group of donors; protein kinase activity; flavin adenine dinucleotide binding. The transcript is spliced from 17 exons. Lineage: Eukaryota; Viridiplantae; Streptophyta; Magnoliopsida; Fabales; Fabaceae. Bases 164 to 2635 code for a protein of 823 amino acids. The record is from RefSeq and is a predicted model, not a curated record.
AAACCAUCGAAAAUCGAAGCAUACUCAGUUCGACCAGACAGCUUCGUACUUAUCGGCCAAGGUGUUCUCUUCUUUGUCCAAAUCACAGUGCCACGCUCUAUAAUCUAAUCACUCACUUCUCAUCUUCAUCUUCAUCUCCAUCUUACGUAGAUCGAAUUCAGAUAUGGCGAAGAAUCCAUCUGACCCAGCUACUCACCAUUUCAACCACGACUCUCUGCUCCGCUUCUGCUCUUCCAACAUUUCCGGCUUCCCACCUUCCCCCACACAUUUCAACCUCUCCCAGUUUGGACAUGGACAGUCCAACCCCACCUACUUGAUGGAAGUAGGCUCACACGGCUCUGUGGUCAAGCGCUACGUUCUCAGGAAGAAACCUGCAGGGGUGUUACUGGCUUCAGCUCAUGCUGUGGAAAGAGAGUUUAUGGUUCUCCAGGCGUUGGGAGCUAACACGAAAGUUCCGGUUCCUAAAGUUUUCUGUUUGUGCAAUGAUCCAUCUGUUAUUGGAACAGCUUUUUACAUUAUGGAGUAUUUGGAGGGGCGCAUAUUUGUUGAUCCCAAGCUACCAGGUAUGGCACCAGAGAGGAGGAGGGCGAUUUACCUGGAAACUGCGAAAGCCUUAGCUUCUUUACAUUCUGCUAAUGUGGACUCCAUUGGUCUGGGAAAAUAUGGGCGUCGUAAUGAUUAUUGCAAAAGACAAAUUGAGAGGUGGGCUAAGCAAUAUAUUGCCUCAACCAGUGAGGGUAAACCUGCAACGAAUCCAAAAAUGUUUGCCCUGGUUGAUUGGCUAAAGCUCAACAUCCCUCUUGAAGAUUCUUCAGGAGCAACAGCUGGUCUGGUUCAUGGAGAUUUUCGUCUUGACAAUCUUGUGUUCCAUCUCACAGAGGAUCGAGUAAUUGGGGUACUUGACUGGGAACUGUCUACCCUUGGUAACCAAAUGUGCGAUGUCGCAUAUAGCUGUCUGUCUUAUAUUGCAGAUAUUGGGCCAGAAAUAGUACGGGAAGGUAUGGAACUAUCUGGGGCACCAAAGGGAAUUCCUUCACUACCAGAAUAUUUGGCUGAGUACUGCUCUCUGGCAGAACGAAAAUGGCCUCUUGCUGAAUGGAAGUUCUAUGUUGCCUUUUCUUUGUUCCGUGGGGCUUCAAUUUAUGCAGGCGUGUAUAAUAGAUGGGUUAAGGGUAAUGCAUCAGGAGGUGAGCGUGCGCGUCAUACAGAAGUACUUGCUAAUGGUCUUAUAGAUGCUGCUUGGAAAUUUAUUGAACGCAAAUCUGUGCUUCCACAGCAUCCUCCCUCAGAUGCAAACGCACGUGACCAUUCAAAAGAGUUAGUGAAUGGGGAUGAUAUGCUGGGGCUAUCAAAUCAGGGGAAGUUUGUUCCUAGCCAAAAGGUUUUAAACCUCAGGAACAAAUUAAUUCAGUUUAUGGAGGAACACAUAUACCCCAUGGAAAAUGAGUUUUAUAAACUCGCCCAGUCAGAAUCACGUUGGACCGUUCACCCUGCAGAGGAAAAGUUAAAGGAGUUAGCAAAGAAAGAAGGCUUGUGGAACUUAUUUAUUCCUCUUGACAGUGCUGCGAGGGCAAAAAAUCUUAUUUUUGAUGGGAGCAAUAAUAGUCCCUCUACUGAUGCAAAUGACUUGUUAUUGGGUGCUGGUCUAACAAAUCUCGAAUAUGGAUAUCUUUGUGAGACCAUGGGUCGCUCUGUUUGGGCUCCACAAGUAUUUAACUGUGGUGCACCUGAUACAGGUAAUAUGGAGGUAUUACUGCGUUAUGGAAAUAAAGAGCAACAACGAGAAUGGCUUAUUCCUUUGCUUGAGGGGAAGAUUAGGUCUGGAUUUGCAAUGACAGAACCUCGUGUUGCGUCUUCUGAUGCAACCAAUAUUGAGUGUUCGAUCAAAAGACAAGGAGAUUCAUAUAUUAUCAAUGGGACAAAAUGGUGGACAAGUGGUGCCAUGGAUCCAAGAUGCAGAAUUCUUAUAGUCAUGGGUAAAACUGACUUCAAUGCAGCGAAGCAUAAACAGCAAUCUAUGAUCUUAGUUGAUAUCCAGACUCCUGGUGUUCAUAUAAAGAGACCAUUGUUGGUGUUUGGCUUUGAUGAUGCACCUCAUGGGCAUGCAGAAGUAACAUUUGAGAAUGUACGUGUGCCAGCAGAAAAUAUCUUACUUGGUGAAGGACGUGGAUUUGAGAUUGCUCAAGGUAGGCUAGGUCCUGGAAGGCUGCACCAUUGUAUGAGACUGAUAGGUGCUGCUGAGAGAGGCAUGCAAAUGAUGGCUCAAAGAGCUGUUAGCAGAAGAGUAUUUGGGAAAUUGAUUGCUCAACAGGGCUCAUUUCUUUCAGAUAUGGCCAAGUGCCGAAUAGAGCUAGAGAAGACCAGAUUGUUGGUGUUGGAAGCUGCGGACCAACUAGAUAGACAUGGGAACAAGAAAGCUCGAGGGAUAUUAGCAAUGGCGAAGGUAGCCGCACCAAACAUGGCACUAAAAGUACUUGACAUGGCAAUGCAAGUGCAUGGAGCUGCUGGUGUGUCUUCUGAUACAGUUCUGGCGCAUCUGUGGGCAACUGCAAGGACCCUAAGAAUUGCAGACGGUCCAGAUGAAGUCCACUUGGGUACCAUUGCCAAGUUAGAACUACAGAGAGCCAAGCUCUGAGAGCCUGAACCUUCUGAAACAUGGGACUGAAAGAAAGUCACCAAAUAAAAACUAAAACGAAACAGAAAUUUACACUGCCAUCCAGAAAGUGGUCCAAGGAAUAAACAUUUUCCACAAUAGGUGUUCUGAAAUGCUUUUGGAAGCAUUAUGUAUUGUUAUAUGUAUGAGUUUCUUCUAAAUAAGCUUUCUCAUUGUUUAUUCCAGGUUUGUAACUUUUAAUUCCUUAUUAAUUAGUAAGGAAAAAGAAAAUGAUAGAACACGGAUGAGCGGAUAAAUGCAGUCAUGCAGAGGAAUAAUAUGGAGAAAAUAGCAAAAUAAGCAUACAUAACACAUGUGGUAGCUUUAUUCUUAUGUACAGACAUAAAGUUGAUGUGAGUUCAUUGGAAUAGUUCUAUUUUCUAAUAAAUAUAAUUUAGAAUGCUAAA